CCAUUGUUUACAUAAACAAUGCACACAAUGCACAUUUUCAAUUCCCCAUAUGGUGGUGCUUAUGGCGGCGAAAAUGAUGGCGUGGUAGGGCGGGUCGACCACCGCCAGACCACCGUUGACCGUCUUCCUGCAGCACAGGCCCGAGCUUAUGGUGCUCCUAAUCCUGCAAGACUUCAAAUGACGCCCGAGAAUCUUCCUGGAAGGGCGCCUUACGCUUCACCAGGUGUGACCGCGUUUGGGGUCAAACAUCCGGAGCUCCCACCCAAGACUCUUGACGCUCUUAGGAGAGCAUGCAUCGAAAAUGAGGAGAACAUGGACAGUAUUUCAGAAGUGAUCCGCUCGGAGCUAGACAUAGCAGGUCGCGAGGGGGCACUCAAGCUUCUGGCUGAGCUUAAAAUCCCGCCCAUCGACUGCAAGCGCGUGCUUGACAGCCUGUUGUCGACAACACCAUCCAAUCACUCCAACAAGACCAAUAAGUCGAAGUCGCGAAUUAGUGAUGCAACGGAGUCUUCGGCCGUGAAGGUGCCGGCCUGCGUUCCUGAGGCCUUCGCCGACGUAUUCAAGGCAAUGAACUCACAGAGUGAUGCCAGCAAGUUCAAUGUCCUCGCGGCAACCGAGGUUAUCAAGG
Messenger RNA from Volvox carteri f. nagariensis, 628 nucleotides. RefSeq lists its product as uncharacterized. The annotation marks the transcript as partial. The transcript is spliced from 3 exons. The record is from RefSeq and is a predicted model, not a curated record. NCBI's taxonomy places the organism in Eukaryota, Viridiplantae, Chlorophyta, Chlorophyceae, Chlamydomonadales, Volvocaceae.